AUGAAGCCACCGGCUUUACGCCCAUGGCUUCCCACAGCUGCCUUGCGCAGGAGACUACUAGCGCAGCAACGAACAUAUGCCAUGCAAGCACCUGGUGCUCCCACGCUCCAGAUAUUCAACGAGCACACCAAAUACCUUCAAAAAGAACGGGCAGCUGCAAACGCGGAGUACAGUCGAAAUGUCGACUAUCUUAAAGACGAAGUCGCUCAAAGACUAGUCGACCGACUCCUUGACAUCAAUCGUCAGUUCGGCAAAGUACUUGACCUUGGUGCCAACAGUUGCAACGUUGCUCGGGCACUGUCCAAGCCCCCUCUAAUUGCUCCAGAGGUGCCAGAAGGACAGGCAGAUGCUAAGAUACCGCUGUCGGAGCGGGUUCAACACCUCACAUGCGCCGAUGUGUCCUCGACUUCGCUGCAUCGCGAUGAUGCUUUACCUGCGCCAAAUGUUCCCAUGACUCAACAAGUCCUCCCUUCACUCGAGACACUACCCUAUGACGCGAACACGUUCGACGCUGUCAUAUCAUCAUUGUCGCUUCACUGGGUCAAUGACCUACCUUCGGCCCUCUCAAGCAUAAACAAUGUCUUGAAACCAGACGGCCCUUUCCUUGCAGCCAUGUUUGGCGGAGACACACUGUAUGAACUGCGAUCGUCGUUACAAUUAGCUGACACUGAGCGUCAUGGAGGCGUUUCGCCUCAUAUCUCACCACUGGCCAAUGUCAGAGACGUGGGCAAUCUGCUGGGUCGAGCAGGGUUCAAGCUGCUAACAGUUGAUGUCGAUGACAUUAUUGUUGAAUAUCCUGACACUUUUGCUCUCAUGACCGAUGUCCAGGCCAUGGGCGAGGGAAACGCCAUCUUGAAGUCUAUGGGUGGACCUCUCACCCGGGAUGUGCUGCUGGCGAAUGAGGCCAUUUAUAGAGAAUUGCAUUGUAAUGAGGAUGAGAAGGAUAGAAUACAGGCAACUUUCCGAGUCAUUUAUAUGAUCGGUUGGAAAGAAAGCAAGAACACUCCACAGCCAUUGGAAAGAGGCAGUGGAACUGUCAAUAUCAAGGACAUACUGGGUGGAGGCGAAUUCUCGUAG
Messenger RNA from Exophiala bonariae, 1077 nucleotides. RefSeq lists its product as uncharacterized. The record is from RefSeq and is a predicted model, not a curated record. The transcript has a single exon. Gene Ontology annotation, molecular function: S-adenosylmethionine-dependent methyltransferase activity. Gene Ontology annotation, biological process: mitochondrial respiratory chain complex I assembly. The coding region runs from base 1 to 1077 and encodes 358 amino acids. Gene Ontology annotation, cellular component: mitochondrion. Lineage: Eukaryota; Fungi; Ascomycota; Eurotiomycetes; Chaetothyriales; Herpotrichiellaceae.